Larimichthys crocea (large yellow croaker) is the source of this 757-nucleotide messenger RNA. RefSeq names its product complement C1q and tumor necrosis factor-related protein 9. The transcript is spliced from 3 exons. The record is from RefSeq and is a predicted model, not a curated record. The coding region runs from base 108 to 545 and encodes 145 amino acids. Gene Ontology annotation, molecular function: protein binding. NCBI's taxonomy places the organism in Eukaryota, Metazoa, Chordata, Actinopteri, Sciaenidae.
AUGGCAUAUCAGCUGAACAGCUUCAGACUGUUUCUGCUCAUCUUUACAACAUUUUGCAGCAUUCACCUGCAAGACAACAGACGCUCACUACAACAUCAUCAGAAGUCAUGGCUUGUGAACUAGGACAAGGAGACGGCCUUCCUCCAUCAGGCACUGUAGCCUUUACAGCAAGGCUGAAAGUCGACGAGAGCUAUCCAAAACACGCUGGAGUCCUGAAGUUUACCACUGUGCUGGUCAACGAGGGAGAAGGUUACAGUCCUGGCACAGGCAUCUUCUCCUGUCCUGUGGAUGGCUUCUAUUACUUCAUCGUGCAUGUGUCUGUGUAUGGGUGUGGGCAGUGUGAAAUAUUAAAAAAUGGGGAGAAAGUAGUGAGUCUGUAUGACGAGAAUCUCUCUGAUAAGCGUAGCCAAGUGGCCAGUAUCAGCACUGUGAUCAAACUGUCAAAACACGACGAGGUCUGGGUGAAGCUCUGGGGGCCUGGCAGAAAUGAUAUCUUUGCAUCUAAAGAUAAUGACACUGUCUUUACUGGGUUUCGUUUGGGUUAAUGACAUUAAUGUCAAAAAAGUUCUUGGAGGGGUUUUUCCCCCCAUAAUGAGCCAGUACUACUUCAGUGUAUUCUUAUUAAGUGAAGUUUGUUGCAAAUGACACUGUAUUGUGCUUUUACAUCAAUAACUUCAAAGUUUUACUGAAGUAAACUGUUGUGUAUGACCAAUAAUAAUGUAAUGCUGUAUGGCUUUACUCUAAAUAAAAAUAAAUA